This is a messenger RNA of Liolophura sinensis, 1555 nucleotides long. Its product is annotated as tRNA (guanine(10)-N2)-methyltransferase homolog. Gene Ontology annotation, biological process: methylation. Bases 141 to 1304 code for a protein of 387 amino acids. The transcript has 9 exons. Gene Ontology annotation, molecular function: nucleic acid binding; methyltransferase activity. The record is from RefSeq and is a predicted model, not a curated record. Gene Ontology annotation, cellular component: cytoplasm. NCBI's taxonomy places the organism in Eukaryota, Metazoa, Mollusca, Polyplacophora, Chitonida, Chitonidae.
UGGAAUUUUACGAAUACGAGGCUCAGAAAUCAACCAAAGGACCUGUGGCUUUGUAUUUUGGAAGAUGGAUAACAGACGGGAAAAGAGAGCUAAUAAAACAGUUUGAUCUCAAAGCCCGACAUUUUAUAGGUAACACAAGCAUGGACCCAACACUGUCUCUCAUCAUGACAAACCUGGCAGAGAUCAAAGAAAACCACCUGGUCUUUGAUCCUUUUGUAGGCACAGGGAGUUUGCUUGUUCCGAGCGCUCAUUUUGGUGCAUACGUCCUCGGCACGGACAUUGACUACCUCAUCAUACAUGGAAAGGGCAGAUCUAGCCGACACAAGCAAAAAUUCCGGGGCCCUGACGAGAACAUACGGGCUAAUCUGCGACAGUACAACCUUGAGAAGUUUUAUUUGGAUGCCAUGUUAGCGGACGCGUCCAGACAUGACAUGUGGCGACAGCAUGAAUUGUUCGAUGCUAUUGUGACAGAUCCUCCGUAUGGCAUCAGAGAAUCUGCCAGAAGAAUCGGCACCGAGAAAGAAGAAGUAAUCCUAACUGAAGAAAACAAGGAUGGUCACAUUCCUCAGCGUGUGAACUAUGACCUCUCCGACAUUUUCAAAGAUUUGUUGAAUUUCGCGGCCAAGUUUCUUCGUCUCCACGGCCGUCUGGUGUACUGGUUGCCUGUCUACACUCCAGAAUAUUCCUCAGAAAACAUACCUCGCCAUCCAUGCUUGGAAUUACGCUCCAACUGUGAACAACCUCUCAGUGUCAAGGUCAGUCGGCGACUCAUCGCCAUGGAGAAAACGCGAGAAUAUUGUGAAUGUGCAGAACGACAUGGUGCACACGUUGCUAAAGACCAUUACCAAGGUGCCACAUUCAGAGAGCGGUACUUCAAGCCAGCUCAUAAACACUCACAUGACCAGCACAAAUCUGUUGCCAUGGAAACAGACAGCGGGAUAUUGGACAGUGACAUAGCAGGAAACAUUGAUUGUAGAGAUGUAGAAGAAAGUCACUGUGGUGGCAAAGAGAGUGUCCAUCCAGACAGAGAUGGGGUAGAAACUGAUGGAGCGUUCAGCUGUGCAGAAUUGGACACAGUUCGAGAUUCAAAAGAACCUUUGUCAGAAAUCCACCAUGCAAAUGAGAGUGUUGCUACAUUGGACAGUAUUGGCAAAGAAACUGUUGAGAUGGACAGCACAGAAGUGGACACUGUGAGAACACAAAUGGACGCCGCUAUUUUACCAAAACGGAAUGAUGAAAGUACAGAAUCUGUUAUCGAAACUCAUACAGUGUCUAAGCUGAAAGUAACCAGUUACAAAUCCUGACCUUAAAUACAAAUAUGGAAUAUGAUUUUUCUGGCAUUGUAUUUUUUAUGAAAAAAAAAUAGGUACAUUUUAGCUUUUAUACCACAUCUUAUUUGCAACAUUUUUCAUGUCUUUUAAACUUUAAUUCUGUCAAAAAAUUAAACUAUAUUUAAGACUUCUGAUCCCAGGAUCAAAGUCAAAUUUUAAAAUCACUUGAAAAUUGUUAUUUCUGAUGUAAUAAGGAAAAUUAAGUAUUGCUUAACCACAUAUAU